Toxotes jaculatrix (banded archerfish) is the source of this 2631-nucleotide messenger RNA. It is a transcript of the gene nagpa, whose product is annotated as N-acetylglucosamine-1-phosphodiester alpha-N-acetylglucosaminidase. Lineage: Eukaryota; Metazoa; Chordata; Actinopteri; Toxotidae. The coding region runs from base 76 to 1878 and encodes 600 amino acids. The transcript is spliced from 12 exons. The record is from RefSeq and is a predicted model, not a curated record.
UGUCAUGUGCUAACUGGAUGAUGUGUCAACCAACAGGGGGAGAGGGGAGUUCGGAAGACUAGUUUUCCUCCUCUUAUGGCAGCAGUGUCGGGGAAAUGUCCGUGUGUGUGGCUGUUGCUGUGGCUCUGCGUCCGGCUGUCCGUGACCCAAAACACCCGAGUCUCUAUGGACGAUGACAUUCUGCUGCCGUACGCCCACGGCCACGGUCCGUCCCACUCUCACCGCUAUGUUAGAGACUGUCAACCCAUCGUUCAUGGCAACACCACCCAUGAGAGCUGGCCCUCCAGUAACCACAGCGGGCUGCCUUUGGCCGAGUCCUCAGUGUUCGUGACGGAUGUGCCAGGAAGCUCCAGAUAUGUUUACGGCCACAUGACGGUGGUCCACGACCCGCUGAGGACGGUGUCGGUGUUGGAGCCAGGAGGGCCAGGUGGCUGUGGGAUGAAUCAGAGGGCCUCGGUGGAGGAGACGGCCAAAGCUGCUGGGUGUCUGUUUGCCCAGAACGGCGGCUUCUUCGAUACGCACUCAGGCAAAUGUAUCGGCAACGUGGUGAGCGACAGCAGGAUGGUGCAGGACAGCGGCGGGGUGCAGAAUGCCCAGUUUGGAAUCAAGAGGGACGGCACCCUCAUGUUCGGGUACCUGUCACAGGAAGAUGUUUUGGACCAGUCCAACUCGUUCGUCCAGCUGGUCAGUGGUGUGGUGUGGCUGCUGAGGAACGGCGAGGUUUACAUCAACCAGAGCCUGAAGGCCGAGUGUGACAAGUCACAGGAGACAGGACUGUUCCGCACUUUUGUGGAUGUGGUGUCGGCCAGGACGGCGGUGGGCCACGACGCCGAGGGCAAACUCAUCCUGUUCCAGAUUGAUGGACAGACUGGAGUGAGAGGGAUGAGUCUUUGGGAGGUGGCUGAGUUCCUGAAGAAGUACGGCGUGAUCAAUGCCAUUAAUCUGGAUGGAGGCGGGUCUUCCACCUACGUGAUUGAUGGCUCACUGGCCAGCUACCCCUCUGAUCACUGUAUACCAGACAACAGGUGGCGCUGUGGCCGGCGCGUCUCCACCAUCCUGUGUGUUCACCAGCGGCGCUGCCAGCCGUCGGACUGCAGCGGGCACGGGGACUGUGUGGACGGACGCUGUCGGUGCCAGGCGGGCUGGAAGGGUCCCUCCUGUGACUCUCUGGUGUGUCAGCCGCCAGCCUGCGGCGCCCAUGGUGUCUGCACUGCCAACGGCUGCGUCUGUGAUGCUGGGUGGAGAGGGAGAAACUGCAGCCAAGAGUGCCUCCCGGGUUUCUAUGGCGACGGCUGCAACCAGACCUGCACCUGCCGCAACGGCGGUUCCUGCGACCCCGUCCACGGACGCUGCGCCUGCCCACCUGGUUUCCACGGCAACGCCUGUGAAGAAGUGUGUCCUCUGGGCUUCUUCGGUCCGUCCUGCACUCAGGAGUGUCACUGUGACGACCAGUGCCCGUGUGACCCACAGACAGGAAGCUGUAACGCCACGCUGCCGCGAGAGACCAGCGACACCUUACACAGAGCUGGACACUGUCUGGCCACACAGAUAUUUGCAUCUUGGAGACAAGAAGAAGAAGCUCACAGAGGGCAGCGUUAUCUAACAGAGCGAACGUGGCUGAUCAUCACCCUCGCCUUGGCCUCUCUGUUAUCGGCCAGCCUGCUGGUUCACCUCACACGGGCCUGCCGCCGCUCGGUGGCGGCUCCCUUCCCCGAGCGUCAGGACUACUCCUACGUCCCGCUGACGACCAUCAACGGAGCCGAUCCACGUCCCAGAGCUGAUGCCGGGGAAGCCGGGGAAGCGGAUUUUGGAUCGGACGACUCGGACUCUCAGGAUGAAAUCUUCUCACCGUCGCACACGGGGAGGCCGCAGCUGUGAGGAGGAUCGGGGACGAGGACCGAGGACUCUUGUUACUGCACAGAGAGAAGCAGCUGCGGUAAUCAUUUCCACUGACAGCCCUGCUGCGGUGAAACAGAAGCUGGAGGAGGAAGCACUGCUCCGCGCUGCUCAGCUGGUCAGGUGUUCGCUCACACGUCCUGUGUCCACUCAGAGCUUUGUUUCGCCUCCAUCCCAGCUCCAGGUGGGACGAAGUCAGAGGGUUAUCCAGUUAUCUUUGAGCCUAACUCAGGUUUUUCAGCAUCACAGAGCAGAUCACCAUGGUAACAAGCUGUCAGCCUGCAAAAAUGCAAUCAUCAAGUAGUGAGUUUACAAAAAAGUCACCAGCGAUAAAGAGCAACUGAGACACCUUCAACAUGUCGAUACUCAUGAUCAGUUUAUUAGAAAACUGAGCUCACCAGUGUUGAGCUCAGUGAAGCAGGAAACCCAGAGAGAACCAGAGUCAGGUGAGCUUCAUGAUGCAGACUCCAGGUACGAUGAGCUAACAGAUGAACUUUAACUCCAGUCAGGAAGGUGCUGGAGUUCAAAACAAAAUGUUGCUCAGAUUUUAUCUCAUUCGUUUCCUGUUUUCUUCUCAUGCACCGAGCUGUGUGUCUGAAUGUAAAGAAUGUAUGAGGUUAAUGUGCAAAUAUGAAUCAUAAUAGAUGAAAGAAGCAGUUUUCCUGUCAAAAUGUCACAAAUUUGCUUUAAGUUUAAUUCUUAUGAUUUUUUAUUAAAUCAAACCUUGUUUCUUGA